Molecule: messenger RNA, 962 nt
Organism: Nanorana parkeri
Lineage: Eukaryota; Metazoa; Chordata; Amphibia; Anura; Dicroglossidae
Product: transcription cofactor HES-6-like
Exons: 4
Coding region: 186-752 (188 amino acids)
Biological process (GO): regulation of transcription by RNA polymerase II; regulation of neurogenesis; anterior/posterior pattern specification
Cellular component (GO): nucleus
Molecular function (GO): DNA-binding transcription factor activity, RNA polymerase II-specific; RNA polymerase II cis-regulatory region sequence-specific DNA binding; protein dimerization activity
Source: RefSeq, a predicted model, not a curated record
UCAUUCACAUGCAAAUGUUAAAAAAAAGGGCCGAGUGGAUGGAAAAGCAUCGAGCAGCCGCAUUGUGACGUCACAAAGGGACCCGGGGAACGUUUUCUGGUCACAUGGACCGGGGGGAGAGGCAGGUGUGAACGAUCGCCCUAUAAACACACACUGGAGAGCCGCAUUCUGUCCAUAGACACACGAUGGAUCGGGGGGACAGGCAGACAAGGAAACCACUGGUUGAGAAGAGGAGAAGGGCAAGGAUUAAUGAGAGCCUUCUGGAGCUAAGGGGGAUCCUAGCCGACAAUGAGUUCCAAUCAAAAAUGGAGAAUGCAGAGGUUUUAGAGCUCACCGUGAAGCGGGUACAAAGGAUUUUACAGAGCAGAUCAGCUGAGUCUGAGCGGUUGCAGAGAGAGGCCAGUGAGCGUUUUGCUGCAGGCUACAUCCAGUGCAUGCAUGAGGUGCACACCUUUGUGUCUAGCUGUCCUGGCAUUGAUUCUAGCCUGGCUGCAGAGCUGCUCAACCACCUUUUGGAGUCUAUGCCUUUAAGCGAGGGGAACAUACAGGAUCUUGUCCUCGACGUGCUUCUGGAUUCUCCUGUCUCGGAUGCUUCCUGCGGCCUGGGAUUGUUGGGAUCCUCCUCGGAUGACAGCUGUUCUGAUGCAGAGGAAUCCGAUAUUGUCAAGGGAGGGACAGAGUCUGUGCAGGACAGUGACAGGACCCCCGAGAUUCAGCCGCCUCCUGCCCCUUCCAUGUGGAGACCAUGGUGAUCUAGACAACGAUAUGUGUACAUUUGGGGACCUGUGCUGACCUGUACACCUGGGUCAUGUACCUUAGUCCCAGGACAGCGAGUGCAUGUCAUGUCUACAUGUUUGGAUUUUCCACGCUGUAACAUGUUGCAGUACAAAGAAUCACACCACAUAACUGGGUUGUGUCCAUCCGUCUCAAUGUCUUUGAUGUAAAAGUCACUACAUCCCGGA